CAGGACGCCGGUGACCAUCUCUUUUCUCGACUCUCGAUUAACACCAGACUGAAUUAACCUCAAUUUAGCUAGGAAAGUGGAUCCCCAACUAGGCACGGCGACCGACUAAGCCCGCCCUAAGGCGUCGCUAGCUUUAAAACCCGCGCCUCGGACAACGCGCUCUGAUUGGUCGUUUCCGUUAGACCCGCCCCCUCUCGGAACAUGUUGAGGAGCGCGCGACUGCCUUCGGUAGCCAAGCACCCGCCGCCAUUACGAGACACCCUUUCACCUUGACGUAGGAGACGCAUUCACCGAGGAGGAUAAUCGAUUACCGCGUAUUUCUUCACUUGCGACUCCGUAUUCGCGUUCUUGCAGAGCGCGCCGCUUCCCUGCUGUAAGUUUGGACGUUAGGCAGUUCAGUGUGCGUUAGGUGUUACUAAUAGGGUCCACGUCGUCGAGGAACUCCCUUAACGCCGAGCUGAAAGCAGCUUGACUGCAUCUUUUCCGCUCCCUGGUAUUCGUAGAGCUUCGCCGAUGGACCGUUUGCUGCUCAGUCAUCUUUGUUCUCGUCGACUUCUUAUCUUUCGUCGUACGUUUUAGAGCUGCGAGUGCGGGGCCAAGAGAGAAGAGAUCAAGUUCUCAAGUUCCUGAGAAGACUCUGAUAAGUCUCCAAGAUGAGUGUGAUAAUCCGGUUGCAGAAUCUGGCGUGGUCGGCCAACGCGCUGGACAUUCGCCAGUUUUUUCGAGGCCUCAGUAUCCCGGAAGGUGGCGUCCACAUCGUCGGCGGCGAACUGGGCGACGCCUUUAUUGCGUUUAGCACCGACGAGGACGCGCGGCAGGCGAUGAUGAACGACGGCGGGAAGAUCAAAGAGAUGAAGAUCAAGCUGCUGCUAAGCUCUCGAACGGAGAUGCAGAAGGUAAUAGAGGCAGCUAGACAACAGACGUUGAACCUGCAGUCAUUCAUGCACACGGCAGCAGUGCCGGUGGUACCUACGGUGCAGGCUCCGAAACCGAGUCCACCACUUGAUAAGAAGGAUAAAGAGAAAGAUAACGACAGCGAGUCCAGCAAGGACCGGAAGGACCGCCGCGACAGGUCGAGAUCCCGAGAACGAUCCCGGUCCAGGGAUAGGGACAGGGACAGGGACCGACGAGACCGAGACAGAGGCAGAGACCGACGUAGGAGAGACAGAAGUCGGUCGAGAGACCGGGAACGCGACCGACGCGACAGGCGGCGACGCAGGGAAAGAUCCAGGUCGCGGGACCGCACGCGCUCCAGGGAGCGGGACUCGAAGCGCAACGCCGGAGACCGCAGGAAGGAGACCAACGACGAGGAGACCAGCAGCGACGUCGUCUGCGUGGGCCAGUUCUCCAAAGACAAGGGAUCGACCGCAACCCCGAUAGGAUCGGCGGCCUCGAAGAAGGGCAUCAGCGAAAACGGCGUCUGGGAGGUGCCUCCACAGUCGCAGAUGCAGCAGGCGGCGAUGCUGGCACCAGGUAUCCUGGGAGCAGGCAUCGCAGCAUUGGCGCAGGACCCUGAGCAGCGUUCCCUGGCGUUCAACGGACCCGUCCUGGGCCAGCAGCCCAUCAUCUCCUCGGGGCAGUUCGCGAUAAACGGGCUGAACGGCGUGGGGGGUCUGGUGCAGCCUCAUGUUCCUGGGCUGGGGCACUCGGUGGGUCUGAACUCGCUACCACCGGCCCUGGGAAGUGGGGGACUUCCCAGUGUCGUGGGAACUGGGGGGAUGGGCACCCUUGGGAGACCCAGGGAACCCUGGGCUAGCGACCAGGGGAGGCUGGAUCCCCUCAGGUUCCCCGGACGCAGCGGCUCCUUCGCUGCUCAGGAUGCCUACGGGUCGGGCCAGAACUCCCUGCAGUACAGGACGAACGCCAGACCGCCUAACCCCUUCGUCAGCAAGGUCCAGGAGCUGGACAACAGGCGGAAUCCCCACGUGUUCCAGGGUAGUGCCGGGGUUUUCGGGUUCGAGAACGGUAGCGAGCGUCAGGCUGGCACUAGGAGUUCCGGGAGCGGGUCCAGGUUCUCCGGGGGAGAGACCAAGACCCCGGGAGCUGGGUACUGCGUCGAGGUCAGGAACAUGCCGCUGAGUGCGACCUAUGGGGACGUUCGCCACGCCUUCCAGGGGAUCUACAUCAGGAAGGACGGACUGAAGCUGAUAAACGACAACCACGGAAAUAGGGUCGGCAUCGCCUACGUCAAGUUCAGCAAGCAGGAGGGCAAGGACCUCGCCCUGAGCACCACAAGGUACGUUAGGGGCUCGGAGGUGGAGGUUCUCCACCUGGAGGAGAGUCUUUUCGAUAAGGCGGUGGACUCUUACUACCCGGAACGCGAGGACCACGGGGAGGAGACCUCCGAGACCGACUCCAGGACCUCGUCCUGCGUCCUCCUCUCGGAACUACCCUCCUACGCCAAGGAGAUGGACAUCGCGAAGCUCUUCCACGAGUGGAAGAUCAACGACCUCUUCAUCGUGACCUCGAAGGAGGGCUCCACGACCAAGUACGCGGCGUAUGUCCAGUUCGCCCGGGUGGAGGACGCCGAGUCGUCCCUCGGGAUCCCCUUGAAGAUCGGCAUGAAGCAGGUCUUCGCCUCGGCGAUCACCGAGGAGAAGUUCGCCCAGGCGAAGAGGGACCACGAACAGGAGGCCCUGGCCGACAGCAGCGCCUCCGACUGCAUCAUCGUCAGGGGCCUGCCCUUCCAGACCAUCGACCGCGACAUCCUGGACUUCUUCUCGGACAUCGGCAUCGUGCCGCACAGGAUACACAUGAUGCUGAACCAGGGUGGGAAACCAGCUGGGGAGUGCUUCUGCGAGUUCGACACUCCCGAAGAGGCCCUUCGAGCCACGGCGAAGAACGGAUUGCCGCUGGGGAAGAGCGUACCCUCCAUAGAGCUAGUCCCUCGCUUGAAGAUGAUGGAGACCCUGGGUCUAUCCGAGCCCCAGGUCGCGGAAGGUGCCCAGACCCAUUAUCCCAGUCUCCAGGACGCCAGGCCCAGGUUCUCCCAGCUACCGAGUCAUCAUCCAGCUCGGUAUGGAGCUGGGUUCGGACCUAGGGGACCUCCGGGGAUGAUGGGCUUGCCUAGGCACCUCAUGGGGCGGCAUCCCACCGGGUCCAUGGAGUAUGUCGAGGGUUUCGGGAAACCCGGGUGCGUUCUCUCCCUGGAGAAUGUUCCCUUCAAGGCUGACAUCGACGAGAUCAUCGACUUUUUUGGGGACUUCGAUGUCAAGAGGGAAAACGUUAUCAGGCGGUACAAUGAUAAGGGCAUGCCCACGGGAGAUGCCAAGGUGGCGUUCGCUUCUCCUGGGGAAGCUCAGAGGGCUCUUAGGGAACUUAGACACUGCAAGAUGAGGGAACGGACGAUUUAUAUGAAGAUCGCGUGAGGUGAGGCGAGUGAGGCCGAAUCCUGAAGGCAUGUUUUCGGGUCUUGGUAGGUUGCAGUGAUUGUCUUUGGACGUGAUAAUAAUGACUUCUUCGGAGGUGGUGCACGUGGAUGGGUUUCUUGGGGACUGGUGUGGAUGCAAUGAAGUUUUAGGCGAGGACCAGUUCGAGGAUGGCUAGGCAUCUCAUGAGAUUGUAAUGUCCUACGUACUCUAUCGAGUAUAUGGACAUGAACAAGACGUUUCUUCUAGGUCGCAACUUGUCUUGAUGAUUUUGUGGUUAGGACACGUUAUCACUUCCUGCGACAUUUUUUUUAUGGCGAUGAGUAUCUUAUAAACAGCAUUGAAUCCACGGUAUGAACAUCUUUUCAGGGUCUUCGGCUCGACCGUGAACGUCAUUUAUGUUAGGCAAAUCUUCGACGCAGAAAAAUACCCAAUUCUUUUCCCUUUUUCUAUAUCAACGUCGAGGUUUACCCAUCAGAUUUACUUUCUCGUAUACAUGCCAUGCUUUUAAAGAAACGUUUGUGACGAACUAAUCGUCAUACCCGGUUUUAUUAUCGCCAGGAAAUGUUGUGCCGAAUGUUUCACUUGCCCGCGAUUUGAAUUGCGCGCCGAAUUCGCGUCCAAUACUACGAGAGUCAUGGCGUCACUUAUCGAAUCCCGGUGAAACGACUCGAAAAUGUCGCACGCUAUAAAUAUCGGCGAAUAAACGAGAAUAACUUCACGUUACGUUAUAAUUCCGUUUAAGAGUCGUUUCUAAAUAGAAAAGGGACGCUUUUGAAAGGGAAACUUGUAAUAAAACGGACGACGCUGUACAUAAAUUUCUUCCAAGUUUGUCUUCGGUCGUAUAGAGUGUAGAUGGUUGAAACGGAUCAUUCUGUCGACUAUAUAUCGUCCGUAAAUAACGAUUCCUUUCUUCUAUGCGCACGGCGUCGCCAUCUUUGAUUUCUUUUACAUUCGAUCGUUAAUUUUGAAGAAAAGAAAAAUAGAACGCGUGGUGUGCAAAAGUGUAAAAUUAUUAUUUUUAUAUACGAGGUACUUGGGGUACUUGUUAGGUACGAUUAGGGUGAAUGCAAUUAACGGUUAAGUUUUUACGCGUAAAAAUCUUGACAUUUUAUUUCUUUCUUUCUUUUUUUAUUGUGAAAAAUUUCAAAUCGUCGCGCGUUGUGAAUACGAAAUGUAUGUAGAGUAGCUGGUAUGUAUACGUUUCGCGGACAUGUAUGUAUUUUACAUACUGGCAUAUCGUUGUAUAUAUAGCAUUAUAUAUUAUUACACGUAAGAGAAAAUCGGUUAUAUGUGGAGGACAUUAUUAUUUAUGAAAGAAUAAGUAUCGGUAGACUUAAUUCUAAUUACGCGUAAUAACUGUCGUCUAACUGUAAAGACUUGAAGACUUCAAUAAAUUUAUAUUUCAGACUAUAAGUGAUAUAAAAA
Molecule: messenger RNA, 4796 nt
Organism: Orussus abietinus
Lineage: Eukaryota; Metazoa; Arthropoda; Insecta; Hymenoptera; Orussidae
Exons: 5
Coding region: 654-3368 (904 amino acids)
Biological process (GO): regulation of RNA splicing
Cellular component (GO): ribonucleoprotein complex; nucleoplasm
Molecular function (GO): RNA binding
Source: RefSeq, a predicted model, not a curated record